Molecule: messenger RNA, 2333 nt
Organism: Carassius carassius (crucian carp)
Lineage: Eukaryota; Metazoa; Chordata; Actinopteri; Cypriniformes; Cyprinidae
Product: hepatic and glial cell adhesion molecule-like
Exons: 7
Coding region: 146-1438 (430 amino acids)
Source: RefSeq, a predicted model, not a curated record
UGCAGGGCUGUGUUUAUGAGUGUGUGUUUGUCAGCAGCAUGGCAUAGCCCAGCCUCAGAAGGAAUGACAGGACUCGGAGAUGGGGGACGUGCUCAGAGUGAAUAAAUCAUGCUAAUUGUUUUGGGAAGACUGUGAAAGACCCAAGAUGAAGGCACAGAGGGAGGCUUUCUCUCGGGCAUCAGCUGCUUUUGCUGCUCCUCUCCUCUUGAUCCUUGCAGUUCUGAUUCACUCAGCAUGUGUUCAGGGAGUGAACAUCACCAGUCUCGAGUCUCUAAUCAGAGGGACGGUGGGCGGAGAAGCUCUGCUCCCCGUCCGAUACUCAAGCACCAGUCUGGAUCUUCCUGUAAUCAAAUGGCAGCUGAAAAGGGACAAACCUAUUACAGUGGUCCAGUCCAUUGGCACGGAGAUCAUUGGAAACCUGCGACCAGAAUACAGAGACCGCAUCCUUGUGUUUGAGAAUGGAACGCUGCUACUCCAUAAUCUCAAGCUGUCUGAUGAGGGCACAUAUGAAGUAGAGAUCUCCAUCACCGAUGACACCUUCACUGGAGAGAGCAGCAUCGAUCUGACAGUGGAUGAGCCAAUUUCUAAGCCACAUGUCCACAUGGUCACCUCCACCGUGCUGGAACUGAUGGAGAAUUUCACACUGAACUGCACCCAUGAAACAGGCACUAAGACCACCUACGGCUGGGCUAAAGGUGGUCAUCCAUUACUCAACGAGACCCGUCUGCUGCUGUCCCCGGAUCAGAAGGUCGUGACCAUCACACGUAUUCAGAUGGUUGAUGAUGACGUCUACAGCUGUAUGGUGGAGAACCCUAUUAGUAGCAUGAGAAGUCUACCAGUCAGACUCACCGUUUAUAAAAGAAGCUCUCUUUAUAUCAUACUGUCUACAGUUGGCAUCUUCCUCCUUGUCACCCUUGUAACUGUGUGUGCUUGCUGGAAGCCGUCUAAAAAAUCAAAAAAACAGAAGUCCAAAACUAUCAAACCACGAUCCAAUUCUCAAAAUCAUCACAUCAGGUAUCGAGACGUCAAUCCAGAGGAUGAUGCCAUCCCAGUAAUGACUGAUCACGAGCGCAGGAAUCCUGUAUCACUCUACAUCUUAAAAGAGAAGGAUUCUCUUCCUGCCGAACCAGCGUCAACGUGUGAAACAUGCACCUCCAACAGCAGCAGCCCACCGAACUACAGCAGCUCAGUACCUCCUCCAUCCGACUUGCUUGAGCCGCCAGCGCGCUCCUCUCGCAGAUACCCUCGCACCCACACUAAAUCCCCACCGCACCAUCGCCGGAGGAAGGGACACAGUCAGAGCCCACCAGCCCCCUCCUCGCCCAGCAGCCGAGGGUCUGUUCGAGCCUCUCAGCGCACUGCGUCCUUGUCUCCAACCAGGAUUCCUGAGGAUCCAUCCACCCCUCCACAGGAACCCAGAGGCUCCCCAAACACAUAGAUGAUAGCAUUGACCACGUCUACCGACUAGCCCACAUGCUGCAAAAAGACAGAUACUGUACUGACCUGUGCAAAUACUUUUGCAUUAAUGUACAUGUACAUGUUUGCUACAAACCUGUUUAGCUUUAUCAUGUUAAGACACAUUUUCAAAAGCACUUUUUGAUUGUUUAGUUGCUUCCACACGCUAGGACCUCUUCACUCUCCGUCUGGGUACUUCAAUGUGAUUGCGUUGGCUUGACAAAGCUUUCAAGCCAUAUCCACCAAAUAUUUAUACACCAAUAUUUUAUUAAAUACUUUGCAUAACACAUUAGCAACCAGUCAGAACACCUUAACGGCCAUCUACAGAGCAACCAGCCAACACCUUUGCAACUACCUAGCAACCAGCCAGAACACCCGAGGACAGGGUUCCUCAAAUCCGAUCCUGGAGUGCCGCUGCACUGCAGAGUUUAGCUGGAACCCUAAUCAAUCUCACCUACAUGUGAUUCUCUAAUGAUCCUGAAGACCUUGAUGAGCUUCCUCAGGUGUGUUUGAUCAAGGUUGGAGCUAAACUCUGCAGGGUAUAGGCCCUUCAGGACAAGACUUGAAGAACCCUGCACCACUGCCUAGUAACCAGUGUUAUUUUAGUAUUAGUGAGAUACCAUUAAAGUUUUUGAAAUAUUUGAAUUCAUUUGUAUUUCACGUUUUCAUUUUAAUUAAAAUUAUAAGUAAAUUUGUUGUCAUUCUGUCAUGUAAUUAGUUAUUCUUUUUUAUGUCUUUAUAGUUUCUAUGAAUUUUAUUUCAGUCUUAGUUUCAGUUAUUUUAGUACAUCAAGGCUGCACCCAAAAUCCCAUACUCUCAAUAAGGUACAUAUUCUGAAGUAAUUACUCCACGACUGCAUAAAAGUAUGUUCUAUAUUA